UCCUCUUAGGCGGCGCCAUUUUGUGCUCAGAGCCGCCACAGCCGCCGGCGCUGGGGGAAGUCGGUGGGGGAGACGGCAAGCCCACGAUGGCGGAGACUCUGGCAGCAGAGUCGGGCGACUCGGGUUCUAUCGCGACCGCUGUCGGCUCGGGCGCCUCGGAGAGCGGGACGCGACGGCUCAGCGACCUGCGAGUGAUUGAUCUGCGGGCGGAGCUCAAGAAGCGGAACCUGGACACGGGCGGCAACAAGAGCGCCCUGAUGGAGCGGCUCAAGAAGGCAGUUAAGGAAGAAGGGCAAGAUCCUGAUGAAAUUGGCAUGGUCUUAGAUGUCACAGGCAAGAAGAUGACAAAGAAAUAUGUUAAAGGAGAGAAGGCAGACGAGGAAGGCACUGAAGAUAACGGCCUGGAGGAAGAUUCCAGAGAUGGACAGGAGGAGGUGGAAACCAGUCUGGAGAACUUGCAGGACAUGGACAUGAUGGAUAUCAGUGUGUUGGAUGAGGCCGAGGUUGAAGAUAGCAGUGCUCCAGAUUUGGGGGAAGAUGGUGCUGACAACAUUUUUGAUUCUCUUUGUGACAGUAAGGAAUUCGUGGCUGCACAACUGAGACAGCUUCCAGCUCAGCUUACAGAACAUGCUGUGGAUGAGGAAGGCUUCGAGAACACUUUGGAUGCCUCGUCAUUGGACUUCAAAGUAACUCCGGAUAUUGAAGAACCUCUAUUGGAGCCAGAAAAUGAGAAAAUACUCGACAUUUUGGGGGAAACUUGUAAAUCUGAGCCAGUAAAAGAAGAAGGUUCCGAGCUGGAGCAGCCAUUUGCACAGGAUACAAGUAGCGUGGGGCCAGACAGAAAGCUUGCGGAGGAAGAGGACCUUUUUGACAGCGCUCAUCCGGAGGAGGGUGAUUUAGAUUUGGCCAGCGAGUCAACGGCACAAGCUCAGUCGAGCAAGGCAGACCCAGUCACCCUGUUAGCGGUAGUGAAAAGGGAGCCCGUGGAGCAGCCAGGCGAUGGCGAGAGCACGGACUGUGAGCCUGUAGGGCUAGAGAAGCCAGUUGAGCAGAGUAGUACAGCCCCAGAGAACGCAGAAGCCUCUAGCGAGGAGGUCGCGGAAGCGCCCCAGGAAGCCUCAAGCCCGGAACCCAGAGAUAGCAAAGAAGACGUGAAGAAGUUUGAUUUUGAAGCUUGUAAUGAAGUCCCUCCGGCUCCUAAAGAGUCCUCAGCCAGUGAGGGCGCUGAUCAGAAAAUGAGCUCUUUUAAGGAAGAAAAAGACAUAAAGCCAAUCAUUAAAGAUGAAAAAGGUCGUGUUGGUAGCAAUUCUGGUAGAAAUCUGUGGGUCAGCGGGCUGUCUUCAACCACGCGUGCGACCGAUCUGAAGAACCUGUUCAGCAUAUAUGGAAAGGUUGUUGGAGCCAAAGUGGUAACUAACGCCCGCAGCCCUGGGGCUCGAUGCUAUGGGUUUGUUACCAUGUCUACGGCUGAUGAGGCCACAAAGUGUAUUAACCACCUCCACAGAACCGAGCUGCAUGGGAGAAUGAUCUCCGUCGAAAAGGCCAAGAACGAGCCCGCUGGGAGAAAGCUCUCUGACAGAAAGGAGUGCGACGUGAAAAAGGAGAAAUCAUCUAGUGUUGACAGACAUCAUUCUGUGGAGAUCAAAAUUGAAAAAACUGUCAUUAAGAAGGAAGAGAAGAUUGAGAAAAAGGAGGAAAAAAGGCCUGAAGACAUUAAACAGGAAGAAAAAGACCAAGAGGAGCUGAAGCCAGGACCUGCAGAUUGGUCUAGAGUCACCAAAUCAGGAAGCCGAGGAAUGGAACGGACAGUCGUAAUGGAUAAAUCGAAAGGAGAGCCUGUCAUUAGUGUGAAAACCACAAGCAGGUCAAAAGAGAGAAGCUCCAAGAGUCAGGACCGCAAAUCAGAGAGCAAAGAGAAGAGAGACAUCUUGUCGUUUGACAAAAUCAAAGAGCAGAGGGAACGGGAGCGCCAGAGGCAGCGGGAACGGGAAAUCCGGGAAACGGAGAGGCGGCGAGAGCGCGAGCAGCGGGAGAGGGAGCGGCGCAUCGAGGCCUUCCACAGGAAGAAGGAGAAGGCCCGGCUGCGGCGUGAGCGGCUGCAGCUGGAGGGCCACCGGGAGCGGCUGGAGCGUGAGCGGAUGCGCGUGGAGCGCGAGCGCAGGAAAGAGCAGGAGCGCAUCCACCGCGAGCGGGAGGAGCUGCGGCGCCAGCAGGAGCAGCUGCGCUACGAGCAGGAGCGGCGGCCGGCCCUCCGCAGGCCCUACGACGACGGGCGCCGCGAUGGCACCUAUUGGCCAGAAGGAAAGCGUGCGGCAAUGGGGGACAGGUACCGCCCCGACUUCCCCCGGCCCGAUCACUGCUUCCACGACUUUGAUCACCGCGACCGGAGCCAGUACCAGGACCACAUGGGCGACAGGAGGGAAGGUUCCAGAUCAGUGAUGGGAGAGCGGGACGGGCAGCACUACUCAGAUGAGCGCCACGGCCAUGGCGGAUCCCCAGAGCACCACGGUCGGGACUCCCACGACAGCUGGGGAGGCUACGGCUCUGACAAGAGGAUGAGUGAAGGCCGGACGCUGCCUCCUGCUCCCAGGAGUGGACGUGACUGGGGAGAGCACAAUCCCCGGCUGGAAGACAGCCAGGAGCACACCUGGCAGGGCAGCGGGGAUGCAGGCGCGGCUGGCCGGGAGCAAAACGCCAGGUGGCAAGGUGGCGAGAGAGGCUUGUCUGGCCCCGCAGGGCCAGCGCACCUGGCGACCCGGGGCGGGAUGUCGGGGCGAGGCGGCUUUGCACAGGGGGGCCAUUCCCAGGACCACGUGGCACCCGGUGGCGGACUGGAAGGCGGAGGACCGGCCGGCCAGGACCGUGGCAGCAGGGGCCCCCACCCCCACCCCCACCCAUACCCUCACUUUCCCCGCCGCUACUGAACCCCACGCAGUCCGCGCCUGCAGGUAGGCAGAAGCACUGUUGAACCUGUUAGCCAGAGUUACCUUGAACUUGUGGAAUCUUUUAAAAAGCAAAAACAAAUUCUACCACCAUAUUGUAGCUCAAUACAAUGUGAACUCACCUUUUUUGUUUUUGUUUUGUUUUUUUGUAAUAAAUGUGUUCUCUGCCGUUUUUAAGACAAGGUUUCUGUUAAUGAGGCAUUCCAUUUUCCAUUAAUAAAGUGUUUACGGUUCUCA
Choloepus didactylus (southern two-toed sloth) is the source of this 3179-nucleotide messenger RNA. It is a transcript of the gene SAFB2, whose product is annotated as scaffold attachment factor B2. Lineage: Eukaryota; Metazoa; Chordata; Mammalia; Pilosa; Megalonychidae. Gene Ontology annotation, biological process: regulation of mRNA processing; regulation of transcription by RNA polymerase II; regulation of androgen receptor signaling pathway. Gene Ontology annotation, cellular component: nucleus. The coding region runs from base 87 to 2924 and encodes 945 amino acids. The transcript has 21 exons. Gene Ontology annotation, molecular function: RNA binding; sequence-specific DNA binding. The record is from RefSeq and is a predicted model, not a curated record.